GUCUCGUGCCUGCCUGUCGUGUGUACAGUGGGGGAUUAGUCGGCGUGGUCUUCAAAAGCAACGCUCCUGCAAAUCUCACCCCUCGGGACUAUCGGUAGGACUGUGUCAUUCAUUUAUUAUGGAAGCUGUUCCUGGGAUUUUCAUCUUCACACCAAACCAUUUCAUCCACUUUUGCGGCAUUGGACAGUAUAAGGACGUUGUUUUUUACUUGGAGUGCCAGUCAUUGAGAACCCUAAGCUGGUGCUGAGCGACUCAGUAAACAUGACAUGCAAACUCAGCGGCGUCUACCCCAGAGAUAUAAAGGUGACCUGGAACAAGACGUUUGAAAGCUCCCAGUUUCAGCAUGCAGAAGAAAACGAGGACGGCACCUUCACUCUCACCUCUGUGCUUUCAUUCACCAUCAAGGAGGAUAUGAGGGGCACCUGGCUGACAUGCCAGGCGGGAUAUGAGGGGUUAACACCUGUGAGUGGCGCGGUGACACUGGGAGUCAGAGGACCACCUUCCAUAAAGGGGCCACAGACGAGAGUUGAGACUGGACAGACUGCCAGCUUCACUUAUGAGUCACUUGGUGACCAGGACACCAGCAUCUCAUGGCUGAAAGGUGAGACGACUGUGUCUGGAGGGCAAAAUAUGAGCUGGAGUAAUGGGACCAGAAGUGAACUCAAAGUGACUCUGUAUAAGAAUGACGUGAAAUCCAGAAUCUACUGCCAGAUCCCGGGAUACAGAGGAGGUUCGGUCCCAUCAGAUGCUCUCAACUUCAGCACCUUCAUCUUGGCGAUACCCGAAGUGACAAUUAAGAAGACGAGCGCGGAGGACUCACACAACAGUCCCAGUUUCCACUGUAAAAUCAGUGGGUUUUACCCUGAUGACAUUAAGGUGAUGUGGCUCCUAGAGGGACAGACGCUGAACUCCAUCCUGUUCAACAGUAUCAAAAAUCUGGAUGGGACAUUUACAGCCUUUACUUUAAUAGAUGUCAACGUCACCAAUGAAGUAAAGCAGCUCAACUGUGUCGUGACACACAUGGGAAACCGCAAUGUGGCAGACAGCGUCAAGGUGUCUAAGAGGAGUUCAAGUGAUGUGAGCGAUGGCGGCUCUUUAUCAUCAUCAUCAGGUAAUCGGUUUGAGUGCUUCAGAAGACACUUGGAGUGUUGA
Molecule: messenger RNA, 1152 nt
Organism: Polypterus senegalus (gray bichir)
Lineage: Eukaryota; Metazoa; Chordata; Cladistia; Polypteriformes; Polypteridae
Exons: 4
Coding region: 262-1152 (296 amino acids)
Cellular component (GO): plasma membrane
Source: RefSeq, a predicted model, not a curated record